Molecule: messenger RNA, 798 nt
Organism: Aspergillus niger
Lineage: Eukaryota; Fungi; Ascomycota; Eurotiomycetes; Eurotiales; Aspergillaceae
Exons: 2
Coding region: 1-798 (265 amino acids)
Biological process (GO): mycotoxin biosynthetic process
Source: RefSeq, a predicted model, not a curated record
AUGGUGUUUUCAUUGACGAAUGUGAACAUUUCCGCACCUCAGGAGGAGUAUGAUGAUGAAGGGGAGAAUACUACAGAAAAGGCUGGCCUUCUCCGCUCAGAGUCGUAUCAGCCGCCUUUUGAAAACCCACGACGGAGACUCAACUACUGCGCCUCAGUCCUUUUGUUUUCAAAUAUAUGUCUUGCGACUCUUUUAUUUGUCGCUGUACAUCUACUACAGAAGCAAUAUUCCUUGCUUACGGGACCUGACCCUCCAUAUUCUUUAGAGAACGACAAUGGGUUUAAGAUAGCAAACGAGACGGCCAAGAAGCACGGCUUACCGAAAUCCGUGGAGCUAUACAGGGACCCCGGAUAUCUGAUCUACGGAUUAGGGGUUUACCAUCAACUACAUUGUCUUAAUCGCCUUCGAAAAUCGUUUUAUCCGGAUAUUUUCUAUCCGAAUAUGUCUACAGAGCAGAUUGAGAUACAUAAGAGUUCGUAUAAGCACGCUGCCAACACUAUUUCGUAUACAACUAAUUCCUAUUCAGAUCAUUGCUUCGAUGCCAUUCGCCAGGCUAUUUUAUGUCAUGGCGACAUCUCGCUAAUAUACUGGUGGGACCCUAACUAUACGUAUAUUGAUGAUGAUGGUAUCGAGCGGUAUACGGAGGACUACUUAAAAAAGAGUCCUAGGGAACGGCAAGUGGGACUACAUGCUUCAUGGAGCUCUGAAGUUCAAUGUCGGGAUAUGGAUGCCAUUAAUUCCUGGGUCAAAGAACGUAUGGUUGAUCCUGACAAGUAUGGGGGCAGGGAAGUGGAUUGA